Molecule: messenger RNA, 423 nt
Organism: Xenopus laevis (African clawed frog)
Lineage: Eukaryota; Metazoa; Chordata; Amphibia; Anura; Pipidae
Gene: smim20.S
Product: small integral membrane protein 20
Exons: 3
Coding region: 79-282 (67 amino acids)
Source: RefSeq, a predicted model, not a curated record
UAAGCGUAUUUGUUUGGUGUCCUUGUUGCUUCCUGGCUUGUCAUUUUCUCCUAUGUCUGACUGAGGUCCCUUCUGAUCAUGUCCACAAACACCAGGAUAGUUCUUAUUUUCGGUGGUUUUAUCACUGCAGUAGCAGCAGCUUUCUACCCUAUAUUCUUCCGGCCGCUCAUGCACAUAGAUGAAUACAAGAAUGAACAAGCAAUAAACAGAACUGGUGUCAUCCAGGAAAACGUACAGCCCCCUGGACUGAAAGUGUGGUCUGAUCCUUUCUCCAGAAAAUAGAGUGGAGCUGUGCCGGUACCCCAGAAAAUGUGUAUAUUGUGUAGCCUGUUUAGUCUUUUGUACAAAGUAUAAAUAUAGCAAACAUUUACAUUUUUGUUUCUUAUCAAGUGGACAGAAAUACAGAGCAUUUAUUCUGAUGUC